Messenger RNA from Epinephelus lanceolatus (giant grouper), 8053 nucleotides. It is a transcript of the gene cmya5, whose product is annotated as cardiomyopathy associated 5. The record is from RefSeq and is a predicted model, not a curated record. Gene Ontology annotation, molecular function: protein binding. Gene Ontology annotation, cellular component: cytoplasm. Lineage: Eukaryota; Metazoa; Chordata; Actinopteri; Perciformes; Serranidae.
CUGGCUGAGUCAGAUGGACUGCUCCCAACUUAGAAUGACAGAAACAGGCAGACCAACUCUUUUCCGUAAUCAGAGUGGCUGAAAACAUCAAGAGGACUCUAAAAUACACAGAAAUUCAACAUCGGGGUCCGCAAAGGGAAGAGCAGGGGGAUAUUACCAAGAUGGAGGAGUGUGAGAGUUUGGAGUCGGAGAUGACGGAGCUUCAGGAGUUUGAGGGCGAGGCUUCAGAGGCCAUCAGCCAGGACGACGAGGACGAGGUGGAGGAACUGCAGAACAGUCUGCGAGAGGUAGUCCAGGAUCAGUCUGUGAAGCCCAAACUCCAGUGCCUAAUGGUGGAUCCGUCGUUCUCUAUGGUAACAGUUCAGAGUGAGGACAGUGGUAUUGUUUGGGAGACGGCCUCAAGCCGCUGCUCUACCCCCUGGGCCUCUGAGACCAGCUCCAUCUCUGAAGCCUACAGCAUGGAGGGCCCUGGAGCCGCAGGAAAGAUCACCAUCGUCUUUGACGAGGAGAAAAUAGUCCGCAGGAGGACGAGGUCUGGAGGAAGGAGCAGCAGGCUGGGAGAUAGGCUGAGCCGACCUGGUAGUUCGAGAUCGGCUUCAGCCCUAGGAGUGGAGAGACUGGAGAUGGCAGAGGUCUCUCUUCCCAAUGUCAAACAGGAGAAAACUGAAACAGUGCCAGACUUGGAGGAAAUUAAAAACAAAGAUCAACAGCUGUUUAGUUUGAUUUCAGAGGGUUAUGAGAUUCUCAACAUCAGAGUCCCCUCCAAACUUCCCACUGUGGAUGAGGAGGAGAGCACAGAGCUGCAGGACAAUUUGUCUUAUUUGGACCAGACUCCAAAGAUCAGGUCCCGAAACCACCAUGACUGGACACUGGGACAGAAUCAUGUCCUGCCAGAGGAGGGAGAAAUACUGGAUCACCAAGAGCCCUCAAAGCAAAACUCCUCUCAGCCAGCAGACACAGAGCUCACACAAACACCCACUCAGAAAGAGAGCACUGGUGAUAUAGACUACUUCGAGAAGUUUACCCUGGUUGAUGUGGCGGCUCCUGGGGAACAAGCUCCAGAGCUGCAGAAGGAGGCAGAAAAACCUGCAGCAGAGUCCCAAGCAGAGGAGCAAAAGCCAGCAAAGGAGACAACCACAGUCAGCCCUUCUGCAUCAGAGGACUCCUUUGUCUUUGUUACAGAUGUGGAGAUAGUCGGGGAGCACCUGGAUGAGGUCUUCUAUGGAGAGGGAGCUCCUGCUGAUGCGCUGCAGCACAGAGAAGACGAUGAGGGUAGGGUGAGAAUGAGACGAGAGAGCCAGAGAUCUGUGAAGGAGAACGGUUCUGUGUUGUUUGGGAGUGAACAGACCGUCCUCACACCCAUCUUUAUCUCCCCUGGACCCCCUAAGAUUAUCGACCCCAUCCUGCUGGAGGAGCCCACUGCUAUGUCCUUCAUGUACUCAGACCUUUAUGAGGAUGCUGUGGGCGAGAGGAGGAAGAGCAUUGGAGAGCAGUCUGAGACAGAGAGCGUGGCAUCUGAGAGGGCUUAUAAGAGACGAUUGUCAGAUUCAGAGGAAGCAGACGGGUACCUGGAGAAGUUUACUUUGAAAGAUGAUACUCCCAUUGUUGAGGUUCCACCAGCAGAGGAUGAGAGUGUGCAGAGGAUGAUGUGGUCACAGAGUAAGUUUGAAAUGACAGGAUGUCUGACAAGAGCAGUCAAAGAGGAGGACAAGGACAAGACAGAGGAACCAAAGACACAGGAGGUCAGUGUUGGAGAUGGGAGCAAAGUUUUACAAUCAGCAACAUCUGAAGAGAAAAGAGAAUUAGUUACUGAGACAGUAACGGCAAAGGAGGAAACACAACUCUCUCUGGUGACUGAAGAGCCGGCUGUCAGAGAAGCCUCGGAACAAUCACUUCAGGAGUCUAAACCGAGAGAGGAUCAGAUGGUGGAUCAGGAGAUGAAACUCGAGGUAAAGACGGAGCCUCCUGAGAGCAGCACUGAUAAACCACUUCCUGAAACUCCGCAGGUGGACUGUAAAGUGGAGAAAACAGAGGAGAGUGAGGAGCAUCAGAAAGAAGUGCCUGCAGAAACAACCAGCAUUACUGAAUCUGAUCCGCCAUGUCAGGCACAAACAGAGGUGGAAAAAACAGCGCAGGUGGCUGUCAAAGCUGCAGAGGAGACAGCUGUGAUCACACCUGUAAGCAGUGAGGAGCCUCACAUCACCACUGACAAGAGUUUGUCUGGGGUUGCAGCCGAUGACACUAAGAUGGCAGCUACUGAUGAGAAAGUCAUAACUGAGGCUCCAGCUGAAGUAAAAGAAUCUGAGACUGAAGAACAAGAAAUGCUUCCCUCUGCUGAAACAGAGACAUCUGCUGAAACAUCUCUGCAUAAAGAAAAAGAAGCAGCAGAAGUAGUUCCUGAGGGCAUACCACCUGUUGAGGUUGUCACUGAUUGUGAUUCUGCAGUGCACGCGGUGGUGGAGGUGACUGAAAAAGCAGUGGACGAAAAAGAGAUCAAAACUCAAGUUCAGAUUGAUCUUCAGGAGGUUACAAGUGCUGAGACAACAGAUGUUCAAACAACCGAAGGAAAGAAAAAACAUGAAGCUCUAACAGCGGAAACUGCACCUGAGAGCCAGUCGCCUGAGAUUAUUUCUGAUCAGGAGUCAGAGGUUAAAGCAGAGAUUUCAGGUGAAGUAACUGAACAUGCGAUGCCAGAAGAAGUCGAGACAGAUCUGGAUAAGAAACACCUUGAAAUUCCUGAAUCCAAGCAGCAUCAGCAAGAUGAGUCAGCAACUGACAGCGAGCUGGUAGCUGAAGCCAAAGAUAAAACACCCACAGAGGAUACUGGGACUGCAGCUCAUGAGACUGUAGGUGUGGGCGAUGAGGUAAUCCUCCUUGUUCCAAAGGGACAAGCUGUAGAGAUGGACAUAGAGAUCAGUCCAUCAUCAGAGAAUACUACAAGUGAAACAAUAGCUCUCCCUGAACCUGACAGCACAUUUGAACCUCUCAUAGCCCCUAAAACCACCACAACAUGUCCAGAGACUCUUCAGGCACCACACGAGGAAACAAUAACAGAGCCUCAACUGGAAGAAAAACCAGAUGUUCUAAAGGAAGAAGCACUACCCAGAGACAAGUUAGAUGAUAGAUGUUCUCCUCCAGCACCUGUGGAGGAGGCCAGCUCAGAGAAGCAGAGGAUGGAGUGGGAUUUUGAAGAAGACAAGGGCGUCUUUGCCCCUCUGAGGAGCUUUACUCCGCUGGAGGAUUUGUCUGUGCUACACAGAGAGGAUAUAGAGUCAGAAGCAGCAGUUGUAGAACAAAACAUAGAGAUACAAAAGGUGGAAGAUGCUCCAGAGACAAGCAUUGUUAAAGAGGAUUCAACUCUAGAGAUUGAUAUGCACAAAGAGGAUGUAGAACAAGAUGUAGAGAUGCACAAGGUGGAGGAUGUACCACAAGCAACUAUUGUUGAAGAGGUAUCAAGGCCAAAGCUCGAUCUGCACAAAGAGGAUGUAGAAGAAGAUGUAGAGAUCCCCACGGUGGAGGAUGCACCAGAAGCAAAUAUUGUUGAGGAGGUAUCAAUGCCAGAGAUUGAUCUGCACAGAGAGGAUGUAGAAGAAGAUGUAGUGAUGCACAAGGUGGAGGAUGCACCAGAAACCAAAACUGUUAAAGAGGUAUCAAGGCUAGACAUUGAUCUGCAUAGGGAAGGUGUAGAGAUGCACAAGAUGGAGGAUGCUCCACAAACAAUUAUUGUUGAAGAGGUAUCAGGGCCAGAGAUUGAUCUGCACAGGGAAGAUGUAGGACAAGAUGUAGAGAUGCACAAGGUAGAGGAUGCUCCAGAAACAAAAACUGUUGAACAGAUAUCAAGGCCAGAGAUUGAUCUCCACAGAGAGGAUGUAGAAGAAAAGAUGGAGCAAGCUGAGGCAGUUCCAGAAGUACCUGUCGAGGAGCUUGAAUAUGAGGUCAUAUCUGAACAGGAUGCGAAAGAGAUGCCGGAACCUGAAACACUGAGAGAUGCAGCGGAACCAAAACCCGAGCCUGCUCAGGAGAGGGAUGAGGGGAUGCAGGUGGAGAUGGCAGUGGAGGUAGAGGAGAAGGAGGAGGAAGUGUUUGGUCUGUCCCCAGAUGAGGAGCUCUUUGAGGCUGACUAUGACAUCAUUGAUGCAGAGGAGGAGCGGCAAGCCCGACUGGCCGCUGAGCUGCAGGGAAUGGACUGGUUCUGUCUCACCUGUGAACGUCUGCUGUCAGAGGACGACUGCAUGUCUGGGGAGCAUCACAGCCAUGACGUCACUGCAGUGGACAAAGCCUAUGAGGAAAUCAAGGAGAAGCUGGGUGACUGGAUCUCCGAGCUUCAGGGGAGGUCAGAAAACAUCGAGGACCUGGUGUCUGAGCUCGAACUGGCCUACAACUCUGUAGAGGACCAGUGUGUGGAGAUUGAGGCAGCGAUGCGGGUGCAGAAUGAGGAGAUGAUGGCUAUGGUGAUGGAGCAGUACAACAACAUGUCUAUCAGCAUGGAGGAGGAGAAGAAGGCCAAGCUGGAGCAGCUAUAUGACCAGAUUGUCUCCUUCCAGGAGAGCAUCGACUCUGCCAAGGCCACUCUGGAGACCACGGACAGAGAGGCUGAUACUGACGCACGGUCACCUGAAGACAUUCAUACAAGGCUCAAGGCAGCUCUGGACUCAACCAUGUCACUGGAGCUGGGUCCCAAGGGACUGCUGGUAUUCGAGGACUAUGCCAAGGGUAACACUUCCAGCUCUCACCUUGCACAGCGCAAGGGAAUCCCAGUGCCUCAAAAGCCCACGCUGCAGCCUCAGGAGCCAGGCUCGGCCACCAGCACCAGCGUCACAGUUUACUGGAAGGUCAACCCUGGAGAUAUCAUAGACUGCUUCCAGGUCUACUGCAUGGAGGACCCACAGGGAGCGGUGUCAGAAGAGUACCGUGUGACAGUGAAGGAGAGUUAUUCUGUCCUGGAGGAGCUGGAGCCUGACAAGACCUACAAGGUGUGGGUGAUGGCUGUCAACUAUACAGGCUGCUCUCUGCCCAGCGAGAGACUCUCCUUCAGAACUGCUCCAUCAGUGCCAGUUAUUGACACAGAGCGCUGUACUGUCAUGUGGGACUCAGCCACGCUGAGGUGGAGCUCAGUAAAUCCGACUCGCGAGCAGAGUUACACCCUGGAGUACUGUCGCCAGUAUGAACUGGAGGGAGAGGGACUCAGGUCCAUCUCAGGUAUCAAAAGCUGUGAACAGAGGGUUCUCCUGCAGCCCAAUGAGAAUUAUUUGUUUUACAUCAAAGCUAUGAAUGAGUCUGGAGCCAGUGAACAGAGCGAGGCUGCCCUCAUUUCUACCAAAGGGACAAGGUUCCACCUGCUGAAAGCCUCAGCUCACCCUGCUCUGGAGCUAUCUGUGGACCGGACCACUGUGCACUACUCUCAGGACACACAUGAAAACACACCAUUCACAGACAAACAGUGUCCAUCUAUCCUUGGUGAGUUGUUGCCAGCACAAGGACAUUACUACUGGGAGACCAUUGUGUUAGGGAGCACAGCUUACAGGCUGGGAGUGGCGUACAACACAGCCAACAGGAACAGCCCACUGGGAGAGAACAGCCUGUCAUGGUGUUUGCAGUGUAUCCCUACACCAUCAGGCUGCAGGUAUCAGCUGCUCCACAAUGACGCUCAGUCCAGCGUGUUUGUGAUUGACAUGCCCGAGCGAGUAGGCACUCUCCUGGAUUACCAGCUUGGUUGUCUGUCUUUCUACAAUGCCCAAAGUGGUCAGCUGUUAGGCACUUUCUGCCAGCGCUUCACCCAGCCAUGCCACCCUGCUCUGGCCCUGGAGAUGCCGGGCAGCCUGGAGGUCAGCAUGGUGCUGGAGGUGCCCGAGUUUGCAAAGGACAGCUAGCUCUGCUGUUUGCCUCACACACUGAGGAGUUUACAGUUCAUGUUGGACAUAUAUUGAUUUGAAUGAUCUUACUGUAUGAUUAUAAUGACCAUUAUUGCAUUACUGAGAAGCUGCAGACAAAAAUACACUGGUGUCCACAGUAAAGACAGGAGACAUACUGCAUCCCCCUUCUUCUAAAGAGGCCUCACUGAUGGGUUUUUAGCAGAGGUGGGAUCGAGUCGUGGGUUCGUAAGUCACAAGUAAGACUUGAGUCUUUGCACUCAAGUCCUAAGUCAAGACAGGCAAGUCCCGAAUCAAGACUGCUGGGUCUCAAGUCCUGAAGUUUGAGUUCCGAGUCCUAAACAAGCCAUCAUGUUGCCUGGGUCCAGACCUGCCCACUACUCUGAGUUUGACUGUAACAAGGUGACAACUCUGUCAAGUCAUAAUGGGAUCUCUACCAAAUUCAAUCUCAUUUUAACAAAGAAAGAAUAUAAUAAAUUAACAAAAAUCAUUAAUGCUUUAUAAAUAAAUAAAUAUUUGUUAAAACAAGUGGGACUGAACUUAAUCAGAAAAAAAGUAGCGCUGCACUUUCAUAGCAUAUAGCACUAUUACCCAGUACCACAAUAGAACUUUUUUUUUUGUGUGUGUCUGUCCUCUCUCAUUGUUUUUAACUCAUCUCAUAUUGAUAAAAUGUCCAUAACUUUCUCUUCCUAAAUUGGCUUGGGGGAAGGUAUCAAGUAUUUUCAAGUCAUGAGGCUCAAGUCCGAGUGAAGUCAUAGUGUUAGAAUCCAAGUUGAGCACAAGUAUUUUUUGAUAUUGUCAAUUCUAGUCAUCACAUUUGUGACCCUAGUGUGAUCUGAGUCCAAGUCAUGUGACUCGAGUCCUCGCCUAUUGUUUUUUGUGAGAUUGAACCUAUUCAAUACAGUGCAAGUUUUAUUUAUUUAAGUUUUUUUUUUUUUUUUUUACAGGAGAUCAAUUCAACAUUUAUUUCUUUGUUAACAUAAAUUAAAAUGUCUUGUAAAUAUAAAAACCAGAAGCAAUGAAAAUGAAUCAUCACGGUGUGAAAUACAGAUCGAAAAUUAGUGCCAUUCUAUUCACGUGAGUGUCUUGCAUAUUGUUUUGUCGAGGGAGAAAUGAAACGUUGAUCACUUCAUAAACUUGACCAUAACAUAUGCUGAUGUGAUUGAUUUGUACUGCUCUGUUCAGUUUCAUUUUUAUUUAAACCCUGACUGGUAGGUACUGUGAGGUGAGUGCUGCAUAUUGAGAUUAAACACUCUGUAUAAUAACUGAGACAAACAAUAGUUAAAUAUUUAGUUUAGACACUGAGUUUAGCUCCCAGAAACAAACUGUGGCACUUCUGAUCUGUGUUUCAUAUUGUGAAUGUGUAAAUAACCUUUGUAAGCAGAUGUGAUCACUUCUAUAUUUUGUUAUGUGCGACUCGCAGUAGGUGGAGAUGAAUUGUUUUCCUUUCUUUGUCCUGUAAACUGAUUCUAAUGUCUGAGCUGAAUGAACAUGUUUAUUUUUCUAUUUGCACAACUGGACUGAUGGUUUGUUUCAUGCUCAUUUCUAACAUACAUUCACCACUAGAGGGCCUCGACGCUCCAUUAGCGCUGGCAUUGGCUCCAAAUCAGGCUCAAAUACAUUUCUGCCACCAAUCUUCACAACUUCUGCAAAACCUAUUAUGCACUUAGACUCCCAGAUCGCUUUUGAUGACUUACAGCUACUGUAGAUUUGGAAGCCAUACGCCGAGCUGACAGAGCUACAUGGUUCUCCAGGGGACAUGCCAUUUCUCAAUUAUUAUGUCACUAUUUUUUCCAGGCACUCAAACCCUUUCCCAUCAUUCUGACACCUUUGCUCUUUUCUGGGGAAACAGAGAGGAGAGUGAGAGGAAGAAGAGGAGCAAACACUUGUAGACCAUAACAGCUGCUGGCUUCAAUGUGAUCUGUUGGGCUGCUCCGGUGACAGUUCUUUGAAAAGUGAAAGCCUCUUUUUACUGGGGCUGAUAACACUGGGAUGGGAAGUUGGAACAGUUUGUUUUAUAGCAGGACUCAGGAAGGAUCUGUUCUUGUGACAGUGGAAAGAUAGGACCCAGUGUCACUGCUGCUGACUGUUUUUGUACCUCAUGUCAGCCCCAGACUUCUUUGACACUAUCAGAUAAAAUUUGUUUUACAAAUCUCUUUCUAGCUCAGAAAAAUAAAACAAGG